AACGACUAGACGGAUAUGUACGAGGCGUUUAUGCGAUCAAGGUAUCAGGCCAACUACCUGACGACGUGCGGACCUCGAUAGAAGAGGAGUACCGUAUUCAGUAUAUCCCAGUAUAAACGACCGACGCCGUUGCCGGCAGCGCCCUGGUUCAUCGCCAUGCCCAUGUCCGAGCCUCCCCACAUGCCGUUGCCGUUGGGCAUGCCGCCGUAUCCGCCGUUCAUUCCGUUCAUGCCGUUCAUAUCACUCAUCAUUUGCUCCAUCAUGGCUUGCUGCUGCUGGGUUUCAUGUGCCUUUUGCAUCGCCUUAGGGGCCUUGGGUAUCUUGGGAUUCUCCGCAGUGUAUUCGGCAGGCCGUUUCUUGGCGAGCUGCAUCUGCUGUUCGCCAUUGUUUGGGCCGGCUGUGCUAUCGCGACGGCCACGGUUAGGGGAGUUGGAGACUUGGACUUGGCUUUUGCGCCCUCCGUCUUGGUGUCGGUGGCAUCUCCUUUGGCUGCCGUUGGCGACUUUGGUGUGUGAAGUGACUAAGUCUACUAAACAAAAGAGUAUAAACCGUUAUGCUCCCUCCAGAGCCCUAUCCCCUGUUUUACUAUGUGAGCUAAGCCCUGGUAUCAUUCCCUGUCUCUGUAUAAUGUGAAGAAAACUCCGCCUAAACGCCUAAACGCCUAAACAUGUUUGAAGGAACUGUAGCCUCAUCCGAAGGGUCUCCCGAAUUCCCCGCAUA
This is a messenger RNA of Lasiosphaeria miniovina, 720 nucleotides long. RefSeq lists its product as uncharacterized. Lineage: Eukaryota; Fungi; Ascomycota; Sordariomycetes; Sordariales; Lasiosphaeriaceae. The transcript has 3 exons. The record is from RefSeq and is a predicted model, not a curated record. The coding region runs from base 157 to 633 and encodes 158 amino acids.